Messenger RNA from Zygosaccharomyces rouxii, 330 nucleotides. RefSeq names its product U2-type spliceosomal complex subunit CWC25 (gene CWC25). NCBI's taxonomy places the organism in Eukaryota, Fungi, Ascomycota, Saccharomycetes, Saccharomycetales, Saccharomycetaceae. Bases 1 to 330 code for a protein of 109 amino acids. The record is from RefSeq and is a predicted model, not a curated record. The transcript has a single exon.
AUGGGUAGUUCCAGAGAUUUGAAUUCACUCAAGUCGUGGAAUCCGAAGUUAUCAAAGAAUAAGGCCUCUGUGAAACAGCUAGAACAGCAACUCAUCGAUAGAGAGAAACAACUCGAAAAGGAAGCCAAAAGAAGAGAAGUGGAAGACCUAGCAUCCCUCAAGACAGAUACGUUAUCAUGGAUGUAUGACACCCCCAAACAAGAACCACAAAAGCCUAAACAAACAACAAAACCAUCAACAGACAAAGUGAAAAAACCAACACAAACCACAAAGACAAAACGCAAAUUUGACUACAGCAAAGACGACCCUAUGGCCAAACUUAAAAGAUAA